Molecule: messenger RNA, 450 nt
Organism: Lottia gigantea (owl limpet)
Lineage: Eukaryota; Metazoa; Mollusca; Gastropoda; Lottiidae
Exons: 4
Biological process (GO): protein folding
Source: RefSeq, a predicted model, not a curated record
AAGCAGAAGAAACUUCAAGAUUAUAAUGAGGCUGAUAUGGAAAGAUUAUAUGAGCAGUGGGAGGACGCAGAUGAAGAUGAAUUGGAAGAAGAUGAAAAACCUGAAUGGAAAAGAGAACCACCAAAAAUUGACAUGUCUAAAAUGGAUACAUCUAAUCCUGAGGGCAUGUUAAAAAUGAGUAAAAAAGGAAAAACACUGAUGAUGUUUGCUUCUGUUUCAGGUAGAAACCCAACUGAAAAGGAAACAGAGACCAUAACACAACUAUGGCAAGGCAGUUUAUUUAAUGCUAAUAUUGAGACUCAGAGAUAUGUAGUAGGUGCCAACAGAGUUAUUUUUAUGUUAAAAGAUGGUUCUAAAGCAUGGGAAAUAAAAGAUUUUUUAAUAGAACAAGACAGAUGUUUAGAGGUCACAAUAGAAAAUCAAAACUUUCCUGGUAGAGGUGCUAAGGAG